This is a messenger RNA of Cyclopterus lumpus (lumpfish), 3009 nucleotides long. RefSeq names its product short transient receptor potential channel 7-like. Gene Ontology annotation, cellular component: membrane; cation channel complex. Gene Ontology annotation, biological process: manganese ion transport; regulation of cytosolic calcium ion concentration; calcium ion transmembrane transport. Gene Ontology annotation, molecular function: protein binding; store-operated calcium channel activity; inositol 1,4,5 trisphosphate binding. Bases 1 to 3009 code for a protein of 1002 amino acids. The transcript is spliced from 12 exons. The record is from RefSeq and is a predicted model, not a curated record. Lineage: Eukaryota; Metazoa; Chordata; Actinopteri; Perciformes; Cyclopteridae.
AUGUUUGACGAAGGAGACGGAACCGACAGCGGCGAGAGAGCCCAUCUGUCUCCCUCGCCGCCUCCGCCUGUCUGUCUUCCCCGAGGAUCUCCUUCCUCACCGCGGCCCCUGGACCUCUUUUCCUCCGCCUCUCCGCUGCUGGGAGACACAGAGCCGCCUUACCUCGCCACUCCGGAGUGUCUUUACCCGUCUCCAGAAAACCAGGAACCCGGAGACUCCCCACACUUCACACCGUCAAAGUUAUGCCAGAGCAUCGGGGACACCGGCUCUCCGUUUCAGUCGCGGCAGGAUGUGCGGACAGAUGCGGUGUUCGACCGCUGCGAUGACUUGUUCCCCAAGUGGAGAGGACGAGGCGCGGCGAACGCUGACGGCGUUCAGCACCGCGGACAGAGACUCCACCGGACACCGGAGCGCUCGGACCACGGGAACCACUCUGUUGAGCACGUCGACGCCGACACCAGGCCAACGGUGGACGCCAUGCAUCGCCGGCAUACCACGUUGAGAGAGAAGGGGCGUCGGCAGGCAGUGCGGGGCCCAGCCUACAUGUUCAAUGAACGUGGCUCGGCCCUCACUGCAGAGGAGGAGCGGUUUCUGGAUGCGGCUGAGUACGGAAACAUUCCUGUGGUCCGCAAAAUGCUGGAAGAGUCCAAAACCCUUAACUUCAACUCUGUGGACUACAUGGGCCAGAAUGCUUUACAGCUGGCAGUGGGCAACGAGCACCUCGAAGUGACAGAGCUGCUUCUAAAAAAGGAUGGUUUGGCGAGGAUCGGCGAUGGCCUGCUUUUGGCUAUUUCCAAAGGUUAUGUCCGGAUCGUUGAAGCCAUUCUCGCCCACCCUGCUUUUGGUGGAGGUCUCCGACUUGCUUUGAGCCCUCUGGAGCAGGAGAUGCGUGAUGAUGACUUUUACGCUUACGACGAGGACGGAACACGUUUUUCACAUGAUGUCACGCCCGUCAUCCUGGCUGCUCACUGCCUGGAGUAUGAGAUCGUCCACAUCCUGUUGUCGAAGGGGGCCCGCAUUGAAAGGCCACAUGACUACUUCUGUAAUUGUCCAGAAUGCGUGGAGAAACAGAAGCAAGACGCGUUCAGUCACUCCCGAUCCAGGAUGAAUGCAUACCAAGGCCUGGCCAGUGCGGCUUACCUGUCACUCAGCAGUGAAGACCCUGUGCUGACCGCCCUCGAGCUCAGCAAUGAACUGGCAAGACUGGCCAACAUCGAGACAGAGUUCAAGAAUGAAUACCGUAAGCUGUCCAUGCAGUGUAAGGACUUUGUGGUGGGCGUGUUGGACCUUUGUCGGAACACAGAGGAAGUGGAAGCCAUACUGAAUGGCGAUGUGGACCAGUGCCCUCCAAGCGCCUACAACCGACCCUGCCUCAGCCGAGUCAUACUGGCCAUUAAGUACGAGGUCAAGAAGUUCGUUGCCCAUCCCAACUGUCAGCAGCAGCUGCUGACUAUCUGGUAUGAGAACCUGCCCGGUCUGAGGCAGCAGUCUGUGGGGGUGAAGUGCUGGACAGUGCUGGGGGUUGCCGUAGGUCUGCCCUUCCUGGCUGUUGCCUACUGGAUAAUGCCAUGUAGCAAGCUUGGUCAGAUCCUGCGAAGCCCCUUCAUGAAGUUCGUGGCUCACGCCGUCUCCUUCACCAUCUUCUUGGGUCUGCUUGUUGUCAACGCCUCUGACCGCUUUGAGGGUGUCAAGAACCUGCCCAAUGAGACCAUCACAGACCACCCGCGACAGGUGUUCAGGGUCAAGACCACACAGUUCUCCUGGACAGAGAUGCUGAUCAUGAAGUGGGUGUUGGGUAUGAUUUGGUCAGAAUGUAAGGAGAUCUGGACUGACGGGCCCAGAGAGUACAUCAUGCACCUGUGGAACGUUCUGGACUUUGGCAUGCUGUCUAUCUUUGUGGCUUCCUUCACGGCACGCUUCAUGGCGUUCCUCAAGGCGUCCAAAGCCCAGCAGUAUGUGGACAUGCACGUACCAGACGAAGACAUUAGCAACGCCUUGCUGCCCGACGAAGUCGCCUACUUCACUUUCGCCAGGAACAAGUGGCGCCCCUCAGACCCCCAGAUAAUUUCAGAAGGCCUGUACGCCAUCGCUGUGGUGCUGAGCUUCUCACGCAUCGCCUACAUCCUGCCAGCAAACGAGAGCUUCGGCCCAUUGCAGAUCUCACUGGGGCGCACGGUCAAAGAUAUCUUCAAGUUCAUGGUCAUCUUCAUCAUGGUUUUUGUGGCCUUCAUGAUUGGCAUGUUCAACCUGUACUCGUACUAUUUGGGAGCCAAGUACAAUCCUGCCUUCACCACGGUGGAGGAGAGUUUUAAGACUCUUUUCUGGUCGAUCUUUGGGCUGUCUGAAGUGAUCUCAGUGGUGCUGAAGUACGACCAUAAGUUCAUCGAGAACAUCGGCUACGUGCUGUACGGAGUCUAUAAUGUCACAAUGGUGGUCGUUCUGCUCAACAUGCUCAUUGCUAUGAUCAACAGCUCGUACCAGGAGAUAGAGGAGGAUGCCGACGUAGAGUGGAAGUUUGCCCGAGCCAAGUUGUGGAUCUCCUACUUUGACGAGGGCCGCACCCUGCCCGCCCCCUUCAACAUGGUUCCCAGCCCAAAGUCCUUCUACUACCUGGUCCUCCGCAUCAAGUCCUGUCUGAUACGCCUCUGCAAAGCCAACAGCCAUCGCCAUAACAACGAGCUGGAGCUGGGCAUUCUCAACUCGCAGGCCAAGGAUGAACGCCUCAGGACUUAUCCACGCCCGGGAGAAGAGUUCAUCCUCAAAAGAUCUAGAAAACACCCGACCAGAUACGAGAAUAUCAUGAAGCGCCUGACUAAGAGGUUUGUGCUCAAGGCCCAAGUGGACAGAGAGAGCGAUGAAGUCAAUGAAGGUGAGCUGAAGGAGAUCAAGCAAGACAUUUCCAGCCUCCGUUAUGAGCUCCUGGAGGAGAAGUCCGAUGCUGCUGGAGAGCUGGCUCUGCUCAUCCAACAACUCGGCGACAAGUUUGGCAAGAACACCAUGAGCCACUGA